AUGGAAACCAUAGAGAACAUAGAGCCCAUAGAUCCCAUGGAGAACAUAGAGCCCAUAGAGCCCAUGGAGAACAUAGAGCCCAUAGAGCCCAUAGAGAACAUAUAUAUUCCAGUUGACCAACACCAGACUCCUUCUGGCAUCGCCAUUCCUAGUAUUCCAGUUGACCAGCACCAGACUCCUUCUGGCAUCACCAUUCCUAGUAUUCCAGUUGACCAACACCAGACUCCUUCUGGCAUCGCCAUUCCUAGUAUUCCAGUUGACCAACACCAGACUCCUUCUGGCAUCGCCAUUCCUAGUAUUCCAGUUGACCAGCACCAGACUCCUUCUGGCAUCACCAUUCCUAGUAUUCCAGUUGACCAGCACCAGACUCCUUCUGGCAUCGCCAUUCCUAGUAUUCCAGUUGACCAGCACCAGACUCCUUCUGGCAUCACCAUUCCUAGUAUUCCAGUUGACCAGCACCAGACUCUUUCUGGCAUCACCAUUCCUAGUAUUCCAGUUGACCAGCACCAGACUCCUUCUGGCAUCACCAUUCCUAGUAUUCCAGUUGACCAGCACCAGACUCCUUCUGGCAUCACCAUUCCUAGUAUUCCAGUUGACCAGCACCAGACUCCUCCUGGCAUCACCAUUCCUAGUAUUCCAGUUGACCAGCACCAGACUCCUCCUGGCAUCACCAUUCCUAGUAUUCCAGUUGACCAAAACCAGACUCCUUCUGGCAUCACCAUUCCUAGUAUUCCAGUUGACCAGCACCAGACUCCUUCUGGCAUCACCAUUCCUAGUAUUCCAGUUGACCAGCACCAGACUCCUCCUGGCAUCACCAUUCCUAGUAUUCCAGUUGACCAACACCACACUCCUCCUGGCAUCACCAUUCCUAGUAUUCCAGUUGACCAGCCCCAGACUCCUCCUGGCAUCACCAUUCCUAAUAUUCCAGUUGACCAGCCCCAGACUCCUCCUGGCAUCACCAUUCCUAGUUUUCCAGUUGACCAGCACCAGACUCCACCUGGCAUCACCAUUCCUAGUAUUCCAGUUGACCAACACCACACUCCUCCUGGCAUCACCAUUCCUAGUAUUCCAGUUGACCAGCCCCAGACUCCUCCUGGCAUCACCAUUCCUAGUAUUCCAGUUGACCAGCCCCAGACUCCUCCUGGCAUCACCAUUCCUAGUAUUCCAGUUGACCAGCCCCAGACUUCUCCUGGCGUUCCCGAUUCCACUUCACCCCUAUUUGCUUAA
Molecule: messenger RNA, 1227 nt
Organism: Salmo salar (Atlantic salmon)
Lineage: Eukaryota; Metazoa; Chordata; Actinopteri; Salmoniformes; Salmonidae
Source: RefSeq, a predicted model, not a curated record